Messenger RNA from Sodiomyces alkalinus F11, 402 nucleotides. RefSeq lists its product as hypothetical. The transcript has a single exon. Lineage: Eukaryota; Fungi; Ascomycota; Sordariomycetes; Glomerellales; Plectosphaerellaceae. Bases 1 to 402 code for a protein of 133 amino acids. The record is from RefSeq and is a predicted model, not a curated record.
AUGAAGCUCGCCAUCGCCACCACCAUCGCGACCCUCUCGGCCGUGGUCGUGUGCCAGCCGGUCGGACCCGAACCCAUCAAUCCGCGACAGGUCCUCCCCCCCGCUCCGCCCCCAUUCCCCGUCCGCUAUACGAGGUGCCGCCCCCCGCCUACCGGAUCCGCAACCCGCGGCUGCCCCGAAGGAGAGCAGUGCGUUCCCGACCCCCGUCAACAAGGUUCCAUCGGCAGCGAGUUGAUGGGCAUCUGCCUCCCCAAAUACCCACCGAGGUGCAAUGCGCGAGAGUACCCGUGCGCGGACUGGUGGUUGACCUGUUACGAAACCGACUAUCUCCCGACCCUGCAAUGUACCCGGACGGGACCAUGGUUGUGCAACGGUGUCUGCCUUUGGCCGCUGCCGUAUUGA